AUGGAGGAUGCUCAUGCUCGACAUUUGCUUUUGCAUAGUCAGCAUUUGUCCUGGGGUGUGCAGGCUCUCGCUCAUCUAGCUGCUGCAUCAUUGAAGAGAGAUGUGUAUGGCGUAGUGCAGAAGGACCUUCCAGCAAUCAUUAAAACACUUGUGCAACUCAAGAGCGCCUUAGAACGAUUACCAUUGCAUUCUCACAAGCGUACCAUGCGCCCAGGGACAUUAGAAAUUCGAAUGAAAGCUGCUCUUACAUCUGCCGUCAAAAGAAGUUUGUAUAUUCUGUGUAAUGCAUUUGGCCCAUAUUUGUCUGACUUGCCCUUAUCAGAGGAUCUCAGACAAGUUUUAGGGAACUAUAUUUUGUACAAGGAAGGGUAG
This is a messenger RNA of Frankliniella occidentalis (western flower thrips), 372 nucleotides long. Its product is annotated as nucleoporin Ndc1-like. The record is from RefSeq and is a predicted model, not a curated record. Gene Ontology annotation, biological process: nuclear pore organization. Bases 1 to 372 code for a protein of 123 amino acids. Gene Ontology annotation, cellular component: nuclear pore transmembrane ring. Lineage: Eukaryota; Metazoa; Arthropoda; Insecta; Thysanoptera; Thripidae. The transcript has a single exon. Gene Ontology annotation, molecular function: protein-macromolecule adaptor activity.